AUGACAAUUUUUCUCCGAUUUCUUUUCUUCAAAUUUCCAGGACUUUGCUUCUCUGCAAUAACCUUCCGACUCUACUUGGAAAAUCAGUCCUGGAGCUUAUUUCCCAUCUGCGGCAAAGCUGAAUGCAUCAACAAUGGCCACAUGAACGUUGAGCGCGUCCAUGACUGCGGUCCUCAACCCAGGAAUCCCGUGUUAUGUACGAUUGCCAACCUAGCUGAGCUUCGCCGAAACACCAUCCUCGAAUACCCAUCGUGCUGCCCCAAAUACGUGUGCCCUGAUGGAGUCACCCUUGAAUAUCCUAGUAAGGACGAGAUCAAGGCUGAUAUUUUGAAGCGGCAAGCAGCCGCUCUGCGGGCAGCCAAGUUAGCCGCAGCAGCAAGGGAGGCGGCAGUACCACAGACAGCACCAGCAAUUAUUUAAGUUACUCCAGAAA
Molecule: messenger RNA, 433 nt
Organism: Penaeus vannamei (Pacific white shrimp)
Lineage: Eukaryota; Metazoa; Arthropoda; Malacostraca; Decapoda; Penaeidae
Source: RefSeq, a predicted model, not a curated record